AUGGCCACCGUAGUACCGCCACCAUCCAAGAAGCAAAAGAGGGAGGCCCAGAAGGUGCGGGAGUUGGAGCUUGUCCCUGCGGAUUUGCCCAAUGUGCUCAUCAAAUUCCAGGCCUCUGACACCGGGGAGUCCGUGGGAGGGUCGAUGAGGGUGCCAGGAGGAAUCAGUGAAAAGCAGCUCGAGGAGUUGUUGAACCAGCUCAACGGCGAGAACGACGACCCUGUUCCAUACACAUUUGCGUUGUUGGACACCAGCGAAGGUGCCGACGGCAAGUUGGUCGACAUCAAGGACAACUUGUGGGCGUCGGUGUUGAAACCAGGUAUCAAGACCACUGAAGACUUCAUGACGUUGGUGUACACGCCGCGUGCCGUGUUCAAGGUGCGUCCUGUGACGAGGUCCAGCGUGGCAAUUGCCGGGCACGGCUCCACCAUCUUGUGCUGUCUGUUUGCCCCCAACGACUCCGGCAGAAUGUGUUCGGGAGCAGGCGACUCCACCGCCAGAAUCUGGGACUGCGACACCCAGACCCCAAUGCACACGUUGGCAGGACACACCAACUGGGUGUUGUGUGUGGCCUACUCACCCUGUGGCACCAUGAUCGCCACGGGGUCCAUGGACAACACCGUGCGGUUGUGGGAUGCUCUGCUGGGCAAGCCUUUGGGAUCCCCAUUGGUGGGACACACCAAGUGGGUGUCUUCGUUGACCUGGGAGCCCUUGCACUUGGUAGCUGUGGGUGAGCGUCCCAGAGUGGCCUCGGGCUCCAAGGACGGCACUGUCAAGGUGUGGGACACCACCAGCAGAGUGUGCACGCUCUCGAUGAGCGGCCAUACCAACUCGGUUUCAUGUGUCAGAUGGUCAGGCUCCAAUCUUGUGUAUAGUGCCUCCCACGACAAGACCAUCAAGGCGUGGGAUAUCAGUGCACGCGGCAAAUGUAUCCAGACGUUGAAGAGCCAUGCCCAUUGGGUCAACCAUUUGACAAUCUCCACCGACUACGUGUUGCGUCGUGGAGGCUUCGACCACUCCAGCACCCGUUCAUCGGCCAAAAAGCUUUCUCCCGAGGAGUUGAGGGCCAAGGCACUCCAGAACUACGAAAAGGUGGCUCGUGUCAACGGAGUGGUGAGCGAGAGACUCGUCACUGCCAGUGACGACUUUACUAUGUACUUGUGGGAACCCUUGAAGUCAUCCAAGCCAGUUUGCCGUAUGACAGGCCACCAGAAGUUGGUCAACCACGUAUCUUUCUCUCCCGACGGCCGCUACGUGGUGCUGAGCUCGUUCGAUAACUCCAUCAAGGUGUGGGACGGGUUGAGAGGCACGUUUAUCGGCACCCUCAGGGGCCAUGUGGCUCCAGUCUACCAGACUGCGUGGUCUGCUGACAGCAGACUCUUGGUCAGUUGCUCGAAAGACACCACCUUGAAGGUGUGGGACAUCAGAACCAGGAAGUUGAACGUGGACUUACCAGGCCACGCCGAUGAGGUGUAUGCUGUGGACUGGAGUUUAGACGGUAAGCGCGUGGCCAGUGGUGGUAAGGACAAGAUGAUCCGACUCUGGGCCCACUAG
Suhomyces tanzawaensis NRRL Y-17324 is the source of this 1554-nucleotide messenger RNA. RefSeq lists its product as uncharacterized. The record is from RefSeq and is a predicted model, not a curated record. Lineage: Eukaryota; Fungi; Ascomycota; Pichiomycetes; Serinales; Debaryomycetaceae. The coding region runs from base 1 to 1554 and encodes 517 amino acids. Gene Ontology annotation, cellular component: nucleolus. The transcript has a single exon. Gene Ontology annotation, molecular function: protein binding. Gene Ontology annotation, biological process: ribosomal large subunit assembly.